UUGCGCAUGAGCCGUACAGUCCAGAGUCCAGGUAGACAAAACAAUCCAGAUUUCCCCUUUACAACUGAGCUACAGGAGGAGAAAAGCAAGAAGGCUUCUUCACUACAGAACCCCACCACUCCUUCCUUUGACGCCAUGGAGUACGUAAAUGCCCUGGUGCCAUCAACAUUGUUAAAAUCGGUAUCAAGUGCGGGCUCAGAACUCACUCGGCGGGUCUGGGCUCCAAGCCCCCCAAUCCAGCGGCCCUUCCGGGUCUGUGACCACAAGCGCGACGUCCGCAAGGGGCUGAUGGCAGGGACCUUGAAGGAGCUGCUAGUCAAGGCGAAGGAGACGCUCCUGAUUUCUGGAAUCAUUUCCUUGGUGCUGGAGGAAGACGGCACCCUUGUGGAGACGGAGGAGUUCUUUCAGGUCCUGGACGACAACACGGCCCUGAUGGUGCUACAGAAGGGGCAGAAGUGGAGCCAUGGCAAGGGCAGCUGUCGGUCAUACGCACUCAGCCAGGAGAAGCCCCGGAACAGCCGGGACAUUGCCCGCAUCACUUUCGACGUCUACAAGCUCAACCCCCGCGACCUCUUUGGCAGCCUUAACAUCUCAGCGACUUUCUACGGGCUGUACUCCAUGAGCUGCGACUUCAAGUGCCUGGGACCCAAGAAGGUGCUAAGGGAGAUAUUGCGGGUGACAUCCACCAUCAUGCAAGGCAUUGGUCACAUUCUGCUGGGCACCUCCCACUACAUCCGCCGCCUCCUGGAGGGGGGCGAGAACUGGCACCUCCAUGCCCGAGUGCACAGCUAUGAAGACUGAAAAGCUCUCCUCCUCCCUCUCCUUCAAGCAAGUUCCUUCCCAGCACCUCCUCCUUCCAGUGCCAAAGAAGUCUUAGGCCUAUAGUUUGAUUUGGGACAUUAAUUAAAACGGUAUUUAAAACAAAAA
Messenger RNA from Rhineura floridana, 927 nucleotides. RefSeq names its product cell death inducing DFFA like effector b (gene CIDEB). Bases 7 to 801 code for a protein of 264 amino acids. NCBI's taxonomy places the organism in Eukaryota, Metazoa, Chordata, Lepidosauria, Squamata, Rhineuridae. The record is from RefSeq and is a predicted model, not a curated record. Gene Ontology annotation, biological process: apoptotic process; regulation of apoptotic process. The transcript is spliced from 5 exons.